This is a messenger RNA of Ilex paraguariensis (yerba mate), 426 nucleotides long. Lineage: Eukaryota; Viridiplantae; Streptophyta; Magnoliopsida; Aquifoliales; Aquifoliaceae. The record is from the annotation of a GenBank genome assembly.
AUGAGUUCUCAGAAAUUAAUGUCGAGCAAAGGAGAGGAGAUACGAAGGUUCACCGAUUUCCAUGGCGAUGGAGGUGCUGCGGGAGACAGUAGUGUUGGGCACCGGUCUGGGCAAGCAAGCGGGCUCCGAUUUGGGCGAGCAGGCUGCUCACGCAAAGGGCUUCGCUCCAGAUCAGGCUGUUGUUCGCACGCUAGGGCUAUUUGCGCGUGGGGCUUUGCGAGGGAGGAGGACCAACUGUUGGGCGAGCCAGUUGUUCGCACCAAAGGACUGGGCACUAGUGUUGACGAGGCGAGGGAGGAGGCUGGUGCGCUAGACGCCUCUGGCCAGGCGUCCCAGGCAAACGGCCCAGGCCCUCGGCAUUGUGGUUGGGGUAACCCAGGUGCUCGCGAGGAGCUGAUGGCGCCAACAAUUCUAGUAACGUGGUAG